AUUAAAGAAAAAAAAAAAAAAUAACAUUGUUGUUCUCUCAAAACUGAUCAUCGUAUUUCAUCAGGGAGAGUUUCACAGGUUUUACUGAACAAAGCAGAAAACAGGAUGGGUUCAUUAAAUUUUGCAGAAAAAGUGGUGUUUAUAUGGUGUUUUGGUUGUUUGCUGGGGUUUUCAAAUGGAGAAGUUCAUAAGGUAGGGGAGAUUGCUGGGUGGACCACAAUUGGCCACGUCAACUACACACAAUGGGCUCGAAACAAGACCUUUCAAAUUGGUGAUCGAGUUGUUUUCGAGUACAACCCAGAAUUCCACAACGUGAUGCAAGUGACGCAUGCCGAGUACCGAGCUUGCAACGUGUCAUCUCCCAUCAUCACAUUCACCACUGGCAAUGACACAAUUACCAUAAAAACCCCUGGCCACCAUUUCUACGUGUGUGGCGUGACAGGUCACUGCCAGAGUGGACAAAAGGUUGACAUAAAUGUCCCUAUUAAUGCUGUUAUUACCACUACUCCCCCUCCCUCCGCCGUGUCCUCUCCUGUCCCUUCCAUUACGAAUUCCAGCAGUUUUGCAGCUCGCCCAAUAAAAGCGACCUUCCGGAAGGUUUUCGGGUGGGCGGCGGCUUUGCAGGUGUUGCUCGCAUUUUGUUAAUUAAAUGGUGCAUUUGUGAUCAGGCGUACGUAUUAUUCUGGUUUGAGAAUAAUUUGGCUAAUGUUUGUGUAUGAGACAUUUAUACUUCCGUUUUCAUGAGCUCAAUUUUUUGUUUUAAGAUUUUAAGUGCGUAUAUAUCCCUUUAUAUAUUAACAGUGUUCAUAUAUAGUGGUGUUUCUUAAUACUAUCAUUCAUAGUCAUAUGUCAACUUCUAG
Striga asiatica is the source of this 860-nucleotide messenger RNA. Lineage: Eukaryota; Viridiplantae; Streptophyta; Magnoliopsida; Lamiales; Orobanchaceae. The record is from the annotation of a GenBank genome assembly.